Molecule: messenger RNA, 5763 nt
Organism: Cladophialophora carrionii CBS 160.54
Lineage: Eukaryota; Fungi; Ascomycota; Eurotiomycetes; Chaetothyriales; Herpotrichiellaceae
Exons: 1
Coding region: 1-5763 (1920 amino acids)
Biological process (GO): phosphatidylinositol phosphate biosynthetic process; phosphatidylinositol-mediated signaling
Cellular component (GO): cytoplasm; plasma membrane
Molecular function (GO): 1-phosphatidylinositol 4-kinase activity
Source: RefSeq, a predicted model, not a curated record
AUGCCCUCGCUCAAAGCCUCGGGAGGUGGCGGCAUCUUUGAUGGAGUCCUUCGCUCGAUCGCGCCCACGUCUCGGGUGCCCAUGAGCCAUCGCGAGUUUGACGUGCUGCUUGCCCUAUGCGCCAGCGCUCACGACCUACAUGAUCUCUCGCAUGCCGACCGCCUUGUCAAACAGUUGACGGCAUACCUUCCCGAGUCUUACUCGCAACUAUUCUCCCCCUCGCCAUUCAUUCAGGAAAUCCGACCAGCCCCAUGGACCGCUCUCACGUACCAACUCACCACGGCUCUCCUCGUCCUCGGCCUCCGAUUCCCUCCGCUGAAAGAAGCUGUGUCGGCUAGCAUCAAAGAAUAUGUACAAAACUGGUCCCAGUCAGCUUCUGCUCUGACUUCGCUGAAUGUCGGUGAACAAGAUGAAGAGCAAGGAACCGAGACUCAGGAGAUCGCAGCGGCCACGGUAUCCUUGAUUGGGUUUCUGGAUGCCGCUGCCAUCCAUGAGAAUUUUUGGACUGCCUAUGAGAGAGUCGAGCUCAUCCGGAACCUAAAAGAAGCUCUUUCGGAGCGAUUCCUCAUAGCCCUCGAGACUGCUUCAUCAGCCAUUCGAAACUCGGCUUCCUCCGAGGCCGGUGAACGAGACUGGAGAAAGUACUUGAGGAGAUUUGCUGCCCAGGGAUUACCUGUCGGAGCUAUGAUGCUGCAGAAAGGUUUUGUCAAGCUGGUACUGGCAUGCACCGCCAGAAUGCUUUGUGAUGAACAUACAGUGCAAUGCGGAGAUAUCCUCGACCAGUAUAUUGCUGGCACUCAUAUUAAUCGCGCCAGAGAUGACAGUAUCACCGACGACAUGAUUGAAUAUCUGGUGGAUACCAUCACUGAGCAAAUGCGCGUCUUGGAGGAUGGCUCUGACUACCUACAGCUGAGCUCCGUGUGGCAGCAACGCCUAGCUUUUUCAGUAAAAGCAUACGCACUGGAGGCAUACUUGCACUGCCUGGUCCUCGAUGACGAUAUUGCGGAUGCCGAAGACCUCGCUGCAUGGCUGGAAGAUUCCAUUGCAAACCAAGUCCAAAUGACAGAUUCCGACCUCGCGGAUAUUGUGCUAAAGAGCCUAGCCGUCGUUGCCAAGUACGUGCCCGAAGGUGCGAACAACUAUGCUCGAAUCCUGUUGAGAUUUAUUGUCCGGGGCACUUCGAGACCAGAUGCGGUGACCAUCGCUGCACAAAGUCUAUCACAUAUUCUACGCAUGCUGUCCCAAGAUGCCGUGAUCACAACAAUAUACUCCUUGGGAAACGUUCUCAGUUCACAAACAGGCGCAGAAAAGACCCAUCAACUCCAUGGCACCGCAGAAGCCAACGGCCACAGUGGGUCUAUGUCGUCGACCACCCGGCUACGGACUGGAAGCGUGAUCUCAUUGUCAUUGAGUGGGGACGAAGAGACAUCACUGGUGUGCGGGAAUGUUGCCCAUGCCAUCGUGGUCAUAGCUACCGAAUGCAACGACAGUAAAAUCAUCGCACUCGUACAGAUGAUGAUGUUACAGAAAGUCGGGAGGAUCAGUGUGGUGGUGGAUGCUCACAUUGUCCAAGAAGCCGCAAAGCUUUCCAUUUCUGGGAAAGAGAACGAAUUCAAGACACUCUUGAAGCUAUACACGCGGUUGCAUCACGAGGCUGUCGUCCAAAACAACACUCCCCUUAUAGAAGCUGUCCGAAACGCACAGGAAUACCUGGCAUUGAACUUGGACAACCGUUCGCCGUUGUUCAAGAUCUAUGCCAUGCAAUUGCUGGAACGGAUCCUCAGCAAGGGGGAUGUGGUUGAGGGGGAAUUCAAGCAAUCCGCAGAGGUGGAACAGGCUGCAAAGGAGAUAGCACCUCUUCUCAAGCCUCUGUCGAUCUUGGCUUCCCGGAAACCUGCUCUUACAAUAGAAAGCACCCUUGCUGAAGACACUGAUAUCCUGGCCAUGGCCAGGGAAGUCUGGUAUAAUGUGGCUGUGCAUGGGAUUACUCUACAGUCGCGCAUCGGGCAACAACACUACGAGGAGCUACGAGUUCUCGCAAUGAACUCAAUGCCUCUUGUGGACGACGACCGUGCGGAACUUUUGGAGUCGGACGUGGAAAUCAACACGGUACUGAGGAGAGGCAUGAAUCCACAGCAUAUGCAGGCGCAGAAGAAGGCCUUGAUCGCGGUCAUACCAGACAAGGAAUCCGAGAUCGGCAAGCUGAGCUAUCAGAAAGUUGUGUUUCUGAAUGCAGUCUUCCUGGUCGAGAGUCUCCGCGCUUCUUCCGGGAGCUGUGCAGAGAUUUUGGACUACUUCGUUGACCCGAGCACGCAGACAAGCCAUAUGGGAGCGUGCCUGAGCUCGAUAGCCAACAAGGUCGUGGACAGAUACACCCAAAAGGCUGUUAGUGCAAAGGAAGACGACUUCAGCGCUCCAUACGUCUCACGACAACUUGCUCGAAUUCUCAGUGGUUGCUGUCAUCGAAGCAGUAAAAUGCAAGAAGUCGCCAGAGCUGCAGCCAACCACAUCAUCACCUUUGCACCUUCGGCCUUGUGCCAGAAAUCGGCUUUGUUCGCCUUGCUCGAGCUACUGUCGUUAAUGUGGUCGAGUUGUUUGGAUGCUGAUACUGAUGAGUACGAGUGGCGUCCUACGCUGACCUCCACUAGAGGCAAGAUCACGGUCGAGCUGUCCGAUGAUUACGCAUUCCGCCGACGUACUGAACAAAAUCUGCAUAGUGAUGCUCGGAAAUGGGUUACGAUGGUCAUGGGGGUGGCGCCUCUGGAUGUGAAGGGCCUCCUUCAGACCUAUCUCUCCGAAUUCGAUGAUACAGGCGCAUAUGGCCAUAUCUCAUUGGGCAGGUCUUUUGCUCUCGAAAUGGGCUCAAUGAUCCCUCCAAUGGAUUACAGGCUGAACGCACUUGACCACAAGAACGAAUCCGCCAAUAUUAACAUGGCCUCCGAUUUCAUUGCUCAGUACACUACAAGGCAGGAAUAUCGAUUCACGGGAGUGCCUGAUCAUCAACGAGAAAACACAUACAUCGAUGAUGCGACGGGCCGGAGGUCGUCGAUGGGACGGGCCGCUGCUGAUUCGACAUCGAUUCUACAUGAUGCGCUCGUUGAUCUCCAGAACAGAAUACUUCAGAAGGCACACGUGAGAAACUCCGAGGUCAAAGAUGUGCUACGGCGUGCGGCAGCGCUCCUUUGUCAAAGCAAGAAAUCUCAAACGGCGAUUGUGCACCUCUUGGUCAAUAUACCUCUUGCAAUCUUUACCAAAGAGUCCAUUAAGCUUGGAAUCUCGCUGUGGUUGGGUGUCAUCCAUGAGAACAUCAGAAUGGAGCCGAGGAUUCUGACUGAGGUCGCACAAGCCUGGGAAAGGACUAUCGAUCGGAGGCAGGGCAUUUUCAAUCCCAAGUUCAAGCAUAUCGAUCCAUUCUAUGUCAAAGAAGAAUUUGCUCCAUCCGACAGGGCGGCUCUGCAGAAGGAAGCACAGACGGCCCACAACACCAUUUCACCGCAUUUCAGGCUGCUGCAGUUCUUUGAAAGUCAUUUCAACGCCAUCAGGCUGGGGAGUGCCAAUACUCAACGGACCUUCAUCCGGAUGCUUGAGCGCACUCUCCGUGGCUUCCUUCAUGUUCACGGACAUCCGCUUCUGCGCGACCUUCAAUUUCACGUGGUUCUCUUUGCACUUCGGAUGCUUAAACUAGGAACAUGCUUGAAUAAACUGUCCCAGUGGAAAUUGAAGGAUCUUAUCCUGUCGGUCGGUCUGCAAUGGUUCGCAAAGCCCCCUUGUUGGUCGUUUGGCGGCAACCGUCUACAACUGAAAGCCGAGAUCCGGGUGAUGCAAGAUGUGUUGGCGCAGCUACAGGCCAGUCGGGGACCCAUCUUGCCAGCAUCGGCUACAAGGAAAGACCCUCAACAAAAGCAGGAGCUACUUGAAGCACUCCUCACAAGCGAAGUAACGCGGCUCAGCGUUUGGCUGUCGCCGCUUGCACACGGCGGACAGGCUGCUCAACUGGACAAUCAAAUCGCAGCGUUCGUCCGUGUCGCAUGGGCGGAGGAUCCUGCCCUGGCCAUCCAGCUGGUGAGCCGAUUCACGAAUGAGCAGACCCGCCGAGAUGUCCGUUUCCUGCUCCUGAAUCAGCCAGAAAAGGCCUUGCACGAAGCCAACGCGGUGGACUUAGUGCUCGGAGACGGUCUCUCGUCGGAUCUGUCCUUCCAAUUAAAGUAUCUGCUAUACUGGAACCCAGUGAAUCCUAUACAGGCUGUCACCUACUUCAUGCCUGCCUUUGGGAACCAUCCAUUCAUCCUUCAGUAUGCCAUGAGAGCGGUCGAGAGCCAUUCCGUCGAUGUGACAUUCUUCUACGUCCCCCAGAUUGUCCAGAGCCUGCGGUAUGAUACGCUAGGCUACGUUGAACGCUACAUCAUCGAGACGGGCAAGUUCUCGCAGCUUUUCGCUCACCAGAUCAUCUGGAACAUCAAGGCCAAUGCCUACAAAGAUGAAGACUCACAGAUACCAGACCCGGUGAAGCCAACCCUGGAUAAAGUCAUGGACAGCCUGAUUUCGAGUUUUUCUGGGGCCGACAAGGACUUCUUUGAGCGAGAGUUUGCGUUCUUUAGUGAAGUGACCGACAUUUCGGGCAAGCUCAAGCCAUUCAUCAAGAAAUCCAAACCAGAGAAGAAAGCGAAGAUUGAGGAAGAAUUGCGCAAGAUCAAGGUCGAUGUAGGCGUGUACCUGCCCAGUAAUCCGGACGGUGUUGUAGUAGGCAUCGAUCGCAAAUCUGGCAAGCCUCUGCAAUCCCAUGCCAAGGCGCCGUACAUGGCGACGUUCCGGAUCCGGAAAAAGAAGGAAACGCCAACCGAGGAGAUGAACGAGUUGAUAGAGUCAGCCCAACAAGAGCAGACUCAGAAGAAUGCCCGGAGGGGCCAUAGUCGCAGGAAUACCAGUGAUAUCUCCAGCGCCGAACUGGCUGACACAAACCCGUCGACUUACGAGGUCUGGCAGAGUGCCAUCUUCAAAGUUGGAGACGAUUGUCGGCAAGACCUCCUCGCAUUGCAAAUGGUCGCCGCCUUCCGCGGCAUAUUCAACUCUGUCGGCCUAGACGUCUACGUCUUCCCCUACCGGGUCACCGCCACCGCACCUGGCUGUGGUGUCAUCGACGUGCUCCCCAAUUCGAUAAGUCGAGACAUGCUCGGCCGCGAAGCCGUCAACGGACUCCACGACUAUUUCAUCACCAAAUACGGUGGCGAGCAUUCGGUACGAUAUCAAGAAGCACGAUCUGAAUUUGUGAAAUCCAUGGCUGCAUACUCUGUCAUCACGUACCUGUUGCAGUUCAAAGACCGGCAUAAUGGAAAUAUCAUGGUUGAUGACAAGGGUCACAUCUUACACAUUGACUUUGGAUUCUGCUUCGACAUCGCCCCUGGAGGUGUGAAAUUUGAGCGCGCACCCUUUAAGUUGACGCCAGAAAUGAUUGCGGUGAUGGGUGGUGACGAUCCGGCUACGUCGCAGCCAUACCGCUGGUUCGAGGAACUUACGAUCAAGGCAUUCCUCGCAUCUCGUCCCUAUUGCGACAAGUUGAGUCACUUGGUGAGUUUGAUGCUGGACUCCGGGCUGCCUUGCUUCAAACCGGAGACGAUGCGGAAUUUCAAGAACCGGUUUGUCCUAGAGAAGAGCGAGAGGGAGGCGGCAGAUUUUAUGCUCGGGUGUAUCAAGAAGAGUGCGGCGAACGUGACAACCCGGGUGUAUGACGAGUUUCAGUUGAUCACUAAUGGGAUUCCUUAUUAG